GUCUCUUCUCCCCCUCCCACCAGAACCUUCAACUGUCAAGCACUGAGCUAGCCACCAGCAUGCAGUCCUCCCCAGGACCGAGUCUUCCAGAGUCAGCGGAGAGCCUGGACAGAUCACGGGAGGAGCCCACCUUUACUGAUACGGGAAUGGUGGCUCACGUAAACAACAGCCGGCUCAAGGCCAAGGGUGUCGGCCAGCACCACAAUGCCCGUAACUUUGGUAACCAGAGCUUUGAGGAGCUGCGGGCAGCCUGUCUAAGAAAGGGGGAGCUGUUUGAGGACCCCUUAUUCCCUGCUGAACCCAGCUCACUGGGCUUCAAGGAACUGGGUCCCAACUCCAAACAUGUGCAGAACAUCUGCUGGCAGCGGCCCAAGGACAUUGUAAGCAACCCUGCAUUCAUCAUGGAUGGGAUUUCUCCCACAGACAUCUGCCAGGGGGUCCUCGGGGACUGCUGGCUGCUGGCUGCCAUCGGCUCCCUUACCACCUGCCCCAAACUGCUGUACCGCGUGGUGCCCCGGGGGCAGGGCUUCAAGAAAAACUAUGCUGGCAUAUUCCGUUUUCAGAUUUGGCAGUUUGGGCAGUGGGUGAAUGUGGUGGUGGAUGACCGGCUGCCCACAAAGAAUGACAAGCUGGUGUUCGUGCACUCGAACGCACGCAAUGAGUUCUGGAGUGCCCUGCUGGAGAAGGCGUAUGCCAAGCUGAGUGGGUCCUAUGAAGCGUUGUCAGGGGGCAGUAUCAUGGAAGGCCUUGAGGACUUCACAGGAGGUGUGGCCCAGAGCUUCCAACUCCGGAGUCCCCCUCAGAACCUGCUCAGGCUCCUUAGGAAGGCUGUGGAGCGAUCCUCCCUCAUGGGCUGCUGCAUUGAAGUCACCAGCGAUAGUGAACUAGAGUCCAUGACCGACAAGCUGCUGGUGAGAGGGCACGCUUACUCAGUGACCGGCCUUUGGGAUGUCCACUACAGAGGCAAAAUGGAAACACUGAUUCGGGUCCGGAAUCCCUGGGGCCGGAUAGAGUGGAAUGGAGCUUGGAGUGACAAUGCCAAAGAGUGGGAAGAUGUGGCACCAGACAUCAAGACGCAGCUGCUGCGUAGGAUGGAGGACGGGGAGUUCUGGAUGCCCUACCAAGAUUUCCUGAAUAACUUCACACUCCUGGAGAUCUGCAACCUCACGCCUGAUGCACUCUCUGGGGACAACAAGAGCUACUGGCACACAACCUUCUAUGAGGGCAGCUGGCGCAGGGGCAGCACCGCAGGGGGUUGCAGGAACCACCCCAACACAUUCUGGACCAACCCCCAGUUUAAGAUUUCUCUCCCUGAGGGGGACGACCCAGAAGAUGACGCAGACGAUGACGCAGUGGUCUGCACCUGCCUGGUGGCCCUGAUGCAGAAGAACUGGCGGCAUGCCCGGUGGCAGGGACUCCAGCUGCAGACUAUAGGAUUUGUCCUCUACUCGGUCCCGAAGGAGUUUCAGAACAUCCAGGAUGUCCCCUUGAAGAAUGAUUUCUUCACCAAGUAUCAGGACCAUGGCUUCUCAGAGAUCUUUGCCAACUCACGGGAGGUGAGCAGCCAACUCCGGCUGCCUCCGGGGGAAUAUCUCAUUAUUCCCUCCACCUUCGAGCCACACAAAGAUGCCGACUUCCUGCUUCGGGUCUUCACCGAGAAGCACAGCGAGUCUUGGGAACUGGAUGAAGUCAACUAUGCUGAGCAACUUCAAGAGGAAAAGGUCUCUGAGGAUGAGCUGGACCAGGACUUCCUACAUUUGUUUAAAAUAGUGGCAGGAGAAGGCAAGGAGAUAGGCGUGUAUGAGCUACAGAGGCUGCUCAACAGGAUGGCCCUCAAAUUCAAAAGCUUCAAGACCAAGGGCUUUGGCCUGGACACUUGCCGCUGCAUGAUCAACCUCAUAGAUAAAGAUGGCUCUGGCAAGCUGGGGCUUCUAGAGUUCCAGAUCCUGUGGAAAAAACUCAAGAAAUGGAUGGACAUCUUCAGAGACUGUGACCAGGACCAUUCAGGCACCUUGAACUCCUAUGAGAUGCGCUUGGCUAUUGAGAAAGCAGGCAUCAAGGUGAACAACAAGGUAAUGCAAGUUCUGGUGGCCAGGUACGCAAAUGAUGAUCUGAUCAUAGACUUUGACAACUUCAUCAGCUGUUUCCUGAGGCUGAAGGCCAUGUUCAGACUGAGGUGCAAGUUAAACCAGUCAGUCUAUGGAAGGCACUCAGAACUGGGCCUGGCUCCUGGUGAGGCUAUCAUUCUUUCUAACCAUGGACCCCCAGAACACUGGCCAUAUUUGCCUGAACCUCGAACAGUGGCUGCAGACCACUAUGUGGGGAUAGAGGCGCUGCGGGAGCCUGGCCAUCUCUACCAGCAGCAGCGAGGUUCUAGCCCAGGAGGGUGGGGUGCUUCUUGUAGCCCUCAGCUCUCCGGUCUCUGCUGAUGAAAUGGUCUCCGAGUGGCAGCGCCCAGGUCCCAGGUGCCAUAUUUACUGCAGUGAGACCUCCGUGUUCAUUCCCCCAGCUCAGAGCCUUUCUCUUUUUUCCCCAAUUGGGCUUCUGGUGGCUCACUUUCCCCGACCAUCUCUCUCUCUCUCAGUAUAUUUUACCAAAGAUUAGCUGAUGCUUCCCAAGGGUCCCCUUGGCUGGGGAGGUCAAGAAUAGGGAAGGAGCUUGUAGCCCACUUCCUACCCUCCAUGCUUGCUGUCCUACUCACACCUACCCACUGGCCAUUCAUCCCAGCAUAGCCCCUCUCUUUUCCUCCCCGCCUGUGGAGACUAUUCUAAUAAACAUCACAUGCCAUUGGCU
Messenger RNA from Callithrix jacchus (white-tufted-ear marmoset), 2793 nucleotides. It is a transcript of the gene CAPN11, whose product is annotated as calpain 11. Lineage: Eukaryota; Metazoa; Chordata; Mammalia; Primates; Cebidae. Gene Ontology annotation, molecular function: calcium-dependent cysteine-type endopeptidase activity; calcium ion binding. The record is from RefSeq and is a predicted model, not a curated record. Gene Ontology annotation, biological process: proteolysis. Gene Ontology annotation, cellular component: cytoplasm.